Molecule: messenger RNA, 1365 nt
Organism: Acaromyces ingoldii
Lineage: Eukaryota; Fungi; Basidiomycota; Exobasidiomycetes; Exobasidiales; Cryptobasidiaceae
Exons: 3
Coding region: 1-1365 (454 amino acids)
Biological process (GO): ribosomal small subunit biogenesis; maturation of SSU-rRNA
Cellular component (GO): preribosome, small subunit precursor
Molecular function (GO): RNA endonuclease activity
Source: RefSeq, a predicted model, not a curated record
AUGGCUUCGACAUCGACGCCGACGGGCGCGUCCGAAGCGCCCAUCGACGCACUCGUCCUUGAUGCGGGCCCACUCGUGACGCGGACCUCGCUCGGCGGGCUGGCGAAAAAAUUCUACGUGCCCGCGUCCGUCGUGGCCGAGCUCCGCGACGUUCGGGCGCGCGAGCACUUUGAGUGGCUCCAGCGCACCCUCGACGUCGAGGUGCGCGAUGCCGGGCCCGAGGCACUGCUGGGCGUGGUCAAAUUUGCGAAAAAGACGGGCGACUAUGCAGUGCUGUCGAGGCCGGACAUGAGUGUGCUGGCGCUCACGUACGCGCUGGAGCUGGAGCGACAUGGGACAUGGCGCGUCCGUGAAGACGUUGGCGGGAAAACGGGCCAGCAAAAGGCCGAGGAAGAGAAGCUGAGAAAGAAGAAAGAAGAGGCGGAGCAGGCCAAGGAUCAGGUCGAGGACGGCGGAAAUGGCGGCGCACACGAGACGUCACGAGCGGAGCAAGACGAAUCGGGAGCUGCAGACGCCGCCGAUGCAGGUGCUGCGCCGGUGGAGCAAAGCGAUGAACAGGCCGUCGUGGCAGCGACGCCAGACGCAGAGAGAGAAGACGACGAAGAUGACGAGGAGGAGGGAGGCGAGUGGAUCACGCCUGACAAUGUCGUCAAGCACAAGAACCGGAGUCUGGGCCUCCAGCAGCAGCAACAACAAGCAGGCAAAAAGAAGGGAAAAAAGGGCUCAGGCAGGCUGACGGUGGCAUGCAUGACGGGCGACUACGCCGUACAGAACGUGCUGCUGCAGAUGGGACUCUCGCUCGUCGGCAUCGAGGGCCAGCGUAUUAAGCAGGUCAAAAGUUGGGUGUUGCGCUGCCACGCCUGCGCCAAGAUUUGCAAGGAUUCGGAGCGCAAGUUCUGCCCGCACUGCGGCAACCCGACCCUGCUCCGAACAUCCGUCACCAGCACGUCGCCCGACGCCACAGGCAAGGCAGGCACAGGCCAGUCGCACGGUGGGCUGCAGGUGCAUCUCAAGAAGAACUUCCAGUACCGGAACAGGGGCACAAUCUACUCGCUGCCGCUUCCCAAGCCGGGCAAGGCGGGCGGCAAACCAGCCUCGGUGCCCGUGCUGCGCGAGGACCAGGCCGAGUGGCAACGGGCGGUGCAAAAGGACAAGGUGCAGCGGCAAAAGGAGGAAAAGAGGCUCAACAGGGCCCUCGAAAAGGGAAAGGACAGCCUCACGGCGCGGUACGAGGAUGCAGACGAGCUCACGAUGCUCCUGGCCGGUGGCACGGGCAAGAACAGGGGAAAGGGCGGGCCCGUCGAGAUGCCAGAGAUUGGCGUUGGCCGCAAGAAUCCAAAUGAGCGGAGGAGGCGAAAGGUGUGA